This is a messenger RNA of Myotis davidii, 2102 nucleotides long. It is a transcript of the gene TINAG, whose product is annotated as tubulointerstitial nephritis antigen. Gene Ontology annotation, molecular function: cysteine-type peptidase activity. Bases 144 to 1574 code for a protein of 476 amino acids. The record is from RefSeq and is a predicted model, not a curated record. Gene Ontology annotation, biological process: proteolysis. NCBI's taxonomy places the organism in Eukaryota, Metazoa, Chordata, Mammalia, Chiroptera, Vespertilionidae. The transcript has 11 exons. Gene Ontology annotation, cellular component: lysosome.
GAAGUAUACUCAGUUCAAGUGAAGGAUCAGUAUCAGGAUUCAGGCUGAGUUGUCUUUAUGAGAAUUCAGGCUCCAAGGAGAAACCCCAAGAAUUUAUAUACUGGAUAUAACAGAAAGUGGGAGCCAUACCUGACCUGUGGAGAAUGUGGACCGGGUGUAGGAUCUUAAUCUUCUCUUCUCUUCUUACAGAAAUUUGGAUGGAGAAACAGUACGUAUCUCAAAGACAAGUGGACCCAGGAGCAGAUUUCACAAGGAAUCACACCGUCUUGGAAGGUACUCGAUUCAAAAGAGCCAUUUUCAAAGGGCAGUACUGUAGAAGUUUUGGUUGUUGUGAAGACAGAGAUGACGACUGUGUCACUCAGUUCUAUGAGGCGAAUGCACUGUGUUACUGUGAUAAAUUCUGUGAAAGGGACACUUCUGAUUGCUGUCCUGAUUACAAGUCAUUUUGCCAUGAAGAGAAAGAAUGGCCUCCUCACACAAAGCCUUGGUAUCCAGAAGGUUGCCUCAGAGAUGGUCAACAUUAUGAAGAAGGAUCAGUAAUUAAAGAAAACUGCAACUCCUGCACAUGUUCAGGACAGCAAUGGAAAUGUUCCCAGCAUGUAUGCCUCAUUGAACCAGAAUUAAUUGAACAUGUCAAUCGUGGAGACUAUGGAUGGACAGCCCAGAACUAUAGUCAAUUCUGGGGAAUGACUUUAGAAGAAGGUUUCAAAUAUCGUCUUGGCACCUUCCCACCCAGCCCCAAGCUUCUGAGCAUGAAUGAAGUGACAGCUCCCUUACCGGCAAUAACGGAUCUUCCAGAGUUUUUUGUUGCUUCUUACAAAUGGCCUGGAUGGACUCAUGGCCCAUUGGAUCAAAAAAAUUGUGCUGCAUCAUGGGCUUUUUCCACUGCAAGUGUGGCUGCUGACCGAAUAGCAAUUCAGUCUAAGGGCCGAUACACAGCCAAUCUGUCUCCUCAGAAUUUGAUUUCUUGCUGUCCCAAGAAUCGCCAUGGAUGCAACAGUGGAAGCAUCGAUAGGGCUUGGUGGUACCUGAGAAAACGUGGACUGGUAUCCCAUGCAUGCUAUCCGCUUUUCAAGGACCAAAAUGCUACCAAUAAUGCCUGUGCCAUGGCAAGUAGGUCUGAUGGGCGGGGAAAACGGCAUGCCACAAAGCCAUGUCCCAACAACAUUGAGAAAUCUAAUAGGAUCUACCAAUGUUCUCCUCCAUACAGAGUCUCUUCUAAUGAAACUGAAAUAAUGAAAGAAAUCAUACACAAUGGACCAGUUCAAGCCAUAAUGCAAGUCCAUGAGGAUUUCUUCCAUUAUAAGUCGGGGAUAUAUAGACAUGUGACCAGUGCAAAUGAAGAAUCAGAAAAAUAUCGAAAGUUUCGGACACAUGCAGUCAAACUCACUGGAUGGGGCACACUGAGAGGAGCCCAGGGGCGAAAAGAAAAAUUUUGGAUUGCUGCCAAUUCCUGGGGAAAGUCAUGGGGAGAGAACGGCUAUUUCAGGAUUCUUCGAGGAGUAAAUGAGUCUGACAUUGAAAAGUUGAUUAUCGCAGCAUGGGGCCAGCUGACAGGUUCAGAUGAACCAUAAUGUAUCAUUAAAUUUCCAUAGGCCAUGCAUUGCAGUAAACCCUUAAAAUGAAAUUAAGUGGCGCGAGGUUCUCUGUGACAGCGCGCUCUUCACCUUGUUAUUGUAAUCUGCCUGUUUUCUUGUUUUAUCCCCGGCUCUCUGCUUCAGCUUUCUUUACAUUCCCAAGCAGAUGAAACCAGAGGGAACAGCAGACUGGCCACAUGCUUUCAAGUUCCCUGCUUGUCUUUACUUUUAUCUCAUGACCACGUUCUUUUUGACUUUGACAGUUCACAGUGUGAUAGCACUUGUCCGAAAAGUCCAUUGCAUUUAUUUGUAAACAAAAUGGUUUCUCUUCCAAUGAGGACUUUAGACAACAAAAGCAAUGGAAAUGCCAAUUUAGCAUCUUUCCAAUUUUUUUUUUCAACCAAAUAAUGCCUUCUUAAUUCAGAGCUUGUUUAUGUUUAGUCAAAAGCAAUGGAAAUAGAUUAUUGUUUCUCUCAAUAAGCUAACGUUUUGUUUCUUUUCAUUUGUCUAAAACUAAUUUUCAAU